Molecule: messenger RNA, 5212 nt
Organism: Syngnathoides biaculeatus (alligator pipefish)
Lineage: Eukaryota; Metazoa; Chordata; Actinopteri; Syngnathiformes; Syngnathidae
Gene: cep131
Product: centrosomal protein 131
Biological process (GO): regulation of centrosome duplication; intraciliary transport involved in cilium assembly; cilium assembly
Cellular component (GO): centriolar satellite
Source: RefSeq, a predicted model, not a curated record
AUGGGCUGAGGGGGCUGCUGUCGGUUUCCGGUCUUUUGAAAUGUUUGUGUUUUGAUGUCCUCCUCCGCGGUUGUCCCCGCACACUUUGCUUCGGAGACGUCCUCAAGCGGGCGUUCCAAUCCACAUUUCGUCGGCUCUGCUAAAGAUGCGCAGCGCGCGAAGCCCCCCGUCCAUCUCGGCCACCCCCCCGGGGGAGGCGCCGGACCUCAGCCUGUCCGGCUCACGGCUGUCCGUCGUCUCCGCCGAGCCGCCCGGGAAGUUCCUGGCCCGCUCCGUGUCCGCGUCGGCGCCGUGCGAGCUGCGGGGGAAACGCAACACCUCGUCUCUGCAGAGCGACGCCUCGGGAAGCUCCCGCUCGGUCAAGAACCUGCGGCGCUCCAACAGCACCACGCACGUCAACCGGCAGGCUCAGGUGGCGCUCGGUCCGGAGCAGAGCGACGUCGAACUGACCGCGUCGGACGGCGGCCCGAAGAAACCGGACGGAACCACCUGGAACGUGCUGGACGAGCGGCCUCGGGCGCCCGCCGCGCCCUCCGGCGCCCGCCGCGGCGGCCCCGUCGCAGACCCGCCCGCCGGCCCGAAGGGACGGGACCCCGCCGCCUCCUUCACCGCCAACAACAGGAGCAACAAGGGGGCGGUGGGCAACGCCGUCACCGCCAUCCUGCACAACAACCACGGCGAGAAGCCGCUGACGCCCAAAAGCUCCAACCAGCGGCCGCCCUUCAACAACAUCCUGAAGGCCAACGACGACGGCGGCUCCCUCACCAAGUCCCAAAAGAACUUCUCCUCGGCGUCGUCGCGCGCCAAAAGCCCGGCCGGCCUCCCGCGGCCCCGCCGCGACCGAGUGUCGGAGGAGGAGGCGGAAAGGUUCAUCCAGCAGGUGAACCAGGCGGCCGUCGCCAUCCAGCGCUGGUACAGACGGCACGCCGGGAGGCGCCGCGCCGACCGGGCGGCGCUGCGGCGCGUCCUGGACGACAAAAGAAAGGAGCUGCAGCAGAAAGGAGCCCACCACCACCACCGUCAUCACCAUGAGGGCGCCGAGGCGGCGAGGCAUCCGGGCGAGAAGUCGCCCAAGAUUUUCUCAAGCGGCGCGUCGCCGGCCUCCCCCGGCGGCGACGUCGCAACUGCCGUCGUGUCGCCCGCACGCGCCAAAGCCAACAACAACAACGCAGACUUCCAUCCGAACGUCCCGACCGACUGGAGCGAAGCGAGCUUUGCGGCGGCCGCGCCGUCCGCGCAGGGCUGCGGCGCCGACCCCGCGGAAGCAAACGUCGACUCGGACGACGACGACGGGAAGCGGACGCGCCAGGCCGGGUCCAAAGUCCCCCCCGUCGGCGCCGUUCCGUCGGACGGGCCGCCGACCUCUGGCGCCGCCGGUCCCUCCUCGCCGAGGAACGCGAGCCCCGUGUCGGUCGGCGGCGAGAAGGCGGAAAGCGACGCGGGCGAGCCGUCCUGCUUCCGAGCCGUUUCGCCGUCCUGGUCCGCCCGGAGGGGGUCUCGGUCCUCCCAGGAGCUUCACCGCAGGUAUUUGAGCGGCGGCGAGGACCCCCCCUGCGCGGCGUCCAAGUCCACCCUCGACGACCUGCUGGACACGCUCAGACUGCUGGAGGAGGAACCGGAGCGGCUACCCGAGCCCAAAUCUUACAACAGAGACAAAUACGCUUGGCUGGACGAGGACGUCGACGCGGACUCCCUGACGGCCGACAACCUGGAGCGUCACGUCCGGCUCAGCCUGCCGCCGCCCGCGGACGGAGCGGCGCUGUUGUCGGAGGCCAAGCUGCAGAGCAUCAUGAACUUCCUGGACGAGAUGGAGAAGUCGGAGCAGGAGCGGCCGCGUUCGGCCGCCUCGCACGGAGAGGCGGCGGCGUCCUUGGAGGAGGAGGAGGAGGAGGCGCCCGUGGCCGACCAGGUCGCCGCCACCGCCGCCCAAGUGUCCGGAUCCAUCAUGAGGAUCAAGAUGGAGCUGGAAGAGAAGAAGCGGGUGGUGGAAAUGCUGCAGAACGCGCUGGCCCAGCAGAGGGAGCUGACGGUGCAGCACGUGAAGGAGACGGAGAAGGAGCUGAGCCGAAACCUUCAACUGCAGCGGGACCAGUACGAGGCCACCGUGCAGAGACACCUGACUUUCAUAGACCAGCUGAUCGGCGACAAAAAAGCGCUGAGCGAGCGAUGCGAGGGCGUCAUCGCCGAGUUGAAGCUGGUCGACCACAAGUACACCAAGAAGAUCUCGCAGAUGCAGGAGCAGCACCAAAUGGAGAUCAAGAAGCUGAAGGAGCUGAUGAGCGUGACGGAGAAGAUCCGGAGGGAGAAAUGGAUUGACGAGAAAACCAAGAGGAUCAAAGAGAUUACGGUUAAAGGUCUGGAGCCCGAGAUCCAGAAGCUGAUCUCCAAGCACAAGCAGGAGCUGAAGAAGCUGCGAGCGCUGCACGAGGCGGAGCUGCUGCAGGCGGAGGAACGGGGGGCCCAACGCUGCGCCCGCCAGUGCGAGGAACUCCGGCGGCAGCUGGAGAGCGAGAAGGAGGAGCGCUGCCGCGAGGAGCGGGAGUCGGCCCGCCGCGGCUUCGAGAAGCGCCUCCGCGACGAGGAGAUGUCCCUGCAGCGCCACAAGAGGCGCGUCCACAAGGAUCUGGCCGACGAGAAGGAGCGGCUGGCGCAGCUGGCGGCCAGGCAGCGCGCGGAGAUGGACGAGCUGCGUCGCCGCAUGGAAGAAAACUCCAGCGUGGCCGGACGGGUCUUCAGGGAGGAGCUGGACAAAACCAGAGAGGAGCAGGAGAGGAGACACCAGGCGGAGAUAAAGAAGCUGCAGGAGCAGUUCGAGCGGGAGAAGACCAUCUGGGAGGAGGAAUACAGGAAGAAACAGGAGGCGGGGCUGCUGAGGCACGAGCGCCGGCUGCGGGAGGAACUCCGCCAGGAGCGUGACAAAGAGAUUCAGCUCGCCGUCUGGACGCUGGAGGAGGAGACCAACAAGGACAAGGAGGAGUGCGAGCGGGCCGCCCAAAACAGGGUGAACCGCGUGAGGGAGACGUACGAGGCGGAGCUGAAGGAGCUGGAAGGUUCUCUGAGGGAGGCGCUGGACAAGCAGCAGGAGCUGAGGAAACUGCAGGCGGACACGCUGCAACAACUCGACGCCGUCAAGGACGCCUUGCGGCAGAAGGAGCAAGACGUGCAAAUCGUCACGCGAAACCGGGACCGGCUCCUGGAGGAACGCCAAGGCCUGGCCUCGGCGAUCCGGGAAGAGUUUAGCGAGCGUCUGCUGCUGGCCGAGGAGGAGGCGCAGAGGACCGGGGCCGAGGCCGACGACCUGCGGGCCGCGCUGAGGGCGGAGGUGGACAGGGUGACCAAAGAGAAGGAAGACCAGCUCCAGCGGGUCCACCGGCGGGUCAAGUCGGCCAUCUUGAAGAAAGACGAGGCGGUCGGCGCUCUGCGGAGGCAGCACGAGGCUGCUCUGAAGAGGGCGGAGCAUCUGGAGGCCUUGUGGGAGGAGCAAAGGAGGCAGCUGCUGGAGAAAUGACCGCAAGACCGGCGACUUUGCCGGCCGGCCGGCCGGGCCGGGCCGCGUCCGUCCGGAGUCUCAAGUGAGCCGCUUGGUGACUUUGCCGGACGGGUUUAGUUGACUUGAGGCCUUGAAGUGGCUUCCGAGGGACUCCUGAGCCACUUUCAAUGAAUUUAGGGGGACUUUCAGCGACUUUGUCAAUUGCUUGGAGGGGCCUCCGGUAACUAACGGAGUAAUCCGACGUAAAGUGGCCAAAGAGAGCCCAAAAGAAAUGGACUUGGACUUGGACUUGGUCUUGGACUUGGACUUGGCCUGACAGUCACCGGACGUCACUUCAGUCGCUUUGAAGGCUUUUGGGUAUCUUUAAAUUGACUCUAGGGCGACUUUACGGAAUCUGUGACGAGGGACCAGCUAGAAUCUUCUGAGAACAAUUCAUUCCCCCCCCCCACCCCCCCCCCAACCUCCAGAGUGAGCAACAAUGCGUCCAUAUUGCGCUCAAAGAUCUUUUCCAGAUGUUUCCGGGACCAGCCCGGGCAGGCCUGCACCUCGGGGGCGGGCGUCGACUGCAAGAAAGAGGACGUGUGUGUCAGGGAGGGCCCCUUUUUCUAUUUUGCGGUUGCCCUCGAACCGUGCGAGUGAAGAAGAAUGGGGGGGAGGGGGGGGGCUUUCCAAUGGGGACGCGCUCGUCAGAUCAUGUGACUUGGACAAAGACCCAAUGAAGGACGCCAGCAGCCUUUUUUUUUUUUUUUUUUUUUUUUGACGGCGAGGAAGGUUUUCUCUCGCAAACUUUGGAGUCUCGACUCGCCAGAAUCCUAAACUGGUGUUCCAGAAAUGAUUUUCAAAAUAAAACCCGCACAUUUGUGCUGAGUCAGCAAAGGGGCCUGCCGUUGUUUUCCAGCACGUACUCGCUCCUUUUUUUUUUUUUUUUCGUCGUCGUCGUCGUCGCACUUCGGGCCCGUCGGAGAGUGAGCGGGUGGGCGUGACCUCUGCGGUGACCCACUUUCGCUCCCGUCAAAGCCGACACGGCCACCAAAAGAACGCGAAAUGAAGCAAAGAAUCUUCUUGUGGUUGUGGAAGUACGCGACGUCUUGCUCAAGAGCACACAAACGGACGAGCGUCACUUUGAAGCCGUGUGUUCAACUUACGUUUGAAUUGAUCAUAAAGGACUUGAACGUUUCUUUGGAACUUUGCAGUUUUUCUGUCUUGUCGCUUUUUGUCUUGUUUUGGGUUUUUUUUUAAACAAAUGUAUCCUGUUAAACACUUUUAAUUGUAAAUCAUCACACUAAUUUGUGAAAAUCAUUUGCAGCAAUUCAUUGGAAUGAACUUAUUUGUAAAUCCAAUUCACUGUCUUGUCUAUUUUACAUCCAUAAAAAUUGUAAAGAUUGUAUUUUUGAAUGAAUUGUUACCUGUUGGCAGCUUUGGCCUAAAAUUGGGGAUUUCAAAUAUAUAUUGCAUUGAUUAAUUUGUUGUUAUUUUAACAUUUGUGCAUAUAAAGUUUAAAAAAAAAGGGGAUAAUUGCUUGAUUUUCAAAUUUUUUUUUUUUUAAAUAAGCCAUUUUACAAUCCAACAAACAAAGCCACCUAUUGGAAAUGACAACACUUGAAAGCGUUUCAUAAUUUUCAUGAUGUCAAGACAGUAAAAUGAGCCUCUUGAUGACUGGCACAUUGGAACUUUUUCAAAGUUGAGCCCAAAGGUCUCCCCAGGCCCGGCGGAGCCCACCGA